AUGAAUGCAACUAUGUCAUCAGCGCUACACAUCCAGUUCUUCAUGGUGGCUUGUAUGAUGGGGCUCGUUUUAAUAUCACUUGGAGCUGAGGGGGCACCUUCAAAACCUCUUCAGAAGAAAGCAAACCACAAGUCAUCAGAAGAAUCCCUUCCAUCCUCAUCAUACCGGUUGAUCUUGGAUCCUGAGUUCAAAUCCUCGGCCAACCCGAUCCAUCCAAUCAACAACGACUCCAUCUCUCCAUGGACCUACACGUUUACACAUGAUGACAGCCUGUACCCUUCUAGCAUCGCAGAGGCGAAAUGUUCGCUGACUGGAUGUUUGCUAGGAGGCGCUGAGGAUUUCCAUUCCAAACCCAUUUACACCCAAAUCAUGGUCUUGAGGAAAAUUCGAGGAGAAAAGCAGAACUACUCCUUAAAACUUGAGUACAAAACCAUUGCAGUGGGAUGCACCUGCGUUCGUCCAAAUGUACAACAAGUUUAAAAUGUGGGACCUGAUGGAGUUAUAGAUUUUUUAUCUUUUUAUCAUUAGUGUAAUACGAAUCCAGAACGUAAGGGUUAAGACUUAUGACUUUAUAAUUUAUUUAUUAUCUUGUAUACAUGUUUGCAAAAUGUAGGAUAUAUAUUUGUUCAUGAUAUUUUAUGGAUUAUAUAUUUGCCAAUAGUACAAUUCAAG
Messenger RNA from Carassius gibelio (silver crucian carp), 672 nucleotides. It is a transcript of the gene il17a/f1, whose product is annotated as interleukin 17a/f1. The record is from RefSeq and is a predicted model, not a curated record. Gene Ontology annotation, biological process: inflammatory response. The coding region runs from base 1 to 480 and encodes 159 amino acids. Gene Ontology annotation, cellular component: extracellular region. Lineage: Eukaryota; Metazoa; Chordata; Actinopteri; Cypriniformes; Cyprinidae. The transcript is spliced from 3 exons. Gene Ontology annotation, molecular function: cytokine activity.